AUGGCGAGUUCAGUGGAGAAGGAGGGUUCUGCUGCUGUGGCUGCAGCUGGAGCUGAGGAGCCUGUUUCUUUGGAGCUUCCAGCUCCAUCUGGUUGGACGAAAAAGUUCUUUCCAAAAAAGUCUGGAACUCCGAAGAAAAAUGAGAUUGUGUUCACUGCACCAACAGGAGAGGAGAUCCAUAACAAGAGGCAGCUGGAUAAGUAUUUGAAAGCAAACCCCGGUGGCCCAAGCAUCUCAGAAUUUGAUUGGGGAACUGGCGAGACUCCAAGAAGAUCAUCAAGAAUCAGUGAGAAGGUCAAGGCAUCUCCUCCGCUAGAACCAAAAAGUGAGCCCUCUAAGAAACGUUACAAAAAGUCAUCAGCUUCAAAGAAAGAAGCUUCUGAGGAAGAAGAGGAGACAAAAGAUGAGGAAAUGCAAGAAGCCGAUGAAACUAAGGAUGGUAAGGAUUUAGAGCAGGAAAAGGAAGUUGUUAACGAAGAUCAAGAUGUUAAGGGACCAGAGGAUGCAGAUGUCCAAGAGUCCAUUAAACCUGAAGAAAAUACUAAUAUAGCAAAUGAUGAGGGGAAAUCCAACACUACUGAUGGAGAGUUACAAGCUUCCAAAGAGAAAAUUGAUGACAAAGGAGCUGAGGGGUCUGAAGCUGUUCAGGAUAAGGAUGAAGAAAUGAUUGAACAACCACAGGAGGAGACGAACCAAGCUGCUCAGAUUGAGGAAGAAAAGAUUGAACAACCACUGCCACAGGAGGAGGCAAAGCAAGCUGUUCAGAAUAAGAAUGAAGAAAAGAUUGAACAACCACAGGAGGAGACGAAGCAAGCUGUUCAGACUAAGGUUGAAGAAAAGAUUGAACAACCACAGGAGGAGACGAAGCAAGCUGUUCAGACUAAGGUUGAAGAAAAGAUUGAACAACCACACGAGGAGACAAAACAAGAUGGCGGAUCUGGGGAAGCAGAGAAACCAGAAGCCACCCUUACUGCUGAGAAACCAGCUGAAGUGGAAGGGGAAAUCAAAGAGGAAGAUAACAGAAUCACUCGUGAGGCUGAAGGAGAAAUCAAGGAGAAGGAAGCAACAAAAGUGCACGGUGAAGAAAAUUACAAGAUUCAUGAUAUCAACAAGACUGAGUCAGAGGUGACUGUGAAUGGAAGCUGA
Molecule: messenger RNA, 1146 nt
Organism: Vicia faba (fava bean)
Lineage: Eukaryota; Viridiplantae; Streptophyta; Magnoliopsida; Fabales; Fabaceae
Source: the annotation of a GenBank genome assembly